This is a messenger RNA of Ananas comosus (pineapple), 2122 nucleotides long. RefSeq names its product AT-rich interactive domain-containing protein 1-like. Lineage: Eukaryota; Viridiplantae; Streptophyta; Magnoliopsida; Poales; Bromeliaceae. Gene Ontology annotation, molecular function: heme binding; electron transfer activity. Bases 68 to 1618 code for a protein of 516 amino acids. The record is from RefSeq and is a predicted model, not a curated record. The transcript is spliced from 5 exons.
AGCGCCUUUCUUCUAGGGCCAUUUUCUCUUUCUCUCUCGGUCUCGUCGUAGUCUGAAAUAAGUCCGUAUGUUUAGCGUCAGGGGCUCGCCCGAUUCGGAGGGAAGCGAUCGGGUCGCGAAAAGCUCGCUCGCCCACUCUGGAGGAGGCGCGGGCGAAGAAGGCAAAAUAGGCGCCAAAACCACCAUUUCCUCGGCGGUCGCCGGAACCCACGGAGCGCCGACUCUCCGCGCUCCCUCGCCCUCCCGGCGCCGACUUCGCGAAGAUCCGUACACAGAGGCGGAGCACCGGACUCAGAUGGCCGGCAUGUAUAUCCUCGACGAUCACGAUUCCCUUCUCCGCUCCCCCCACUGCGAUCACGAAGCCGAGGCGACCACCCCCGUUUCCCUCGAUCCCGUUCCCCGUCCCCGCCCCCUAGGGUUUCCGAGGCUCCUCUCCACCUCGACCUCUCCUCCUCCGCCCCGCCCGUGGCAGCGGAGGUACCUCGGCCAACAAGGGGGGAGCCGCUUCGGGCGGAGGGUGCUCGACGCGGCAGCGGUGGACGAGAUACAUGGGGAGACGACGGCGGAGCUCACUAAGGGGCGAGGCGGCGAGGCGGCGAGCCCCUCGUCGUCGGAGUCGAGGAAGAGGAAGAGGAAGAGGGAUCUCGAGGAGAUGGUGAGGUGGGUGAGGGACGUCGCCGCCAAUCCCUGCGACGAGUCCAAGGUCGUGAAGGAGCGGAAGCGGCAGAUCCUGGUGGCGCGGCGAGCUAUGUUCGUGAAGGUGGAGGAGCUCACCGACGUGGAGGAGUUCCCUAACUUCUCUGGGGAAACUGUGUUGUUUGCUCCUGUGAUCCUUUCAUGCAGGAAAAGGCAGAAAGCAAGCGGCUGGUCAUUGGAAGAACAACACAAGAAACCACCACAGGUACCAUUACGGAGAUCCCAGAGAAUACCUAAAAUAGUUAAGAUUGCAUCCACUUACCUCGUGAAGAAAAAACUUGGAAGGGGUGAACAAUUUCAGGCCGAUAUACUGGAGUGGAGAGGGCCCCCGUCAGAGAAAGACAUUUCUGGGUACAAAGAAGAUCCGAAUACCUUGAAGUGGGUAGGCAUGCGAGUCUGGCCAGUAGAUGGAGCUGUAAUAGAAACUAGUGUGGCAGAGACUGGAAAAGGAAGGCUGGAUAUGUGUGAUUGCCCCUUUCCAAGAUCCAUGGCUUGUGUCAGAUGUCAUAUAAGAACGGCAAGGAAUCAACUCAAGUCUGAGUUGGGUCCAGCUUUCUCAAGUUUGGGUUUUGAUAAGAUGGGAGAAGAAGUUUCUAACUUGUUAACUCGUAACGAGCAGAUGAGGUUUAAUGCUCUUGAGCGACUGAAUCCUUCGUCACUAGGAAAGACUUUUUGGGGCAUUGUAUCGAAGCAUUUCAACUCAAAGAGCUUGACAGAAUUGGUGAACUAUUUCUUCAAUGUUUACCUGCCGAGGCGAAUGGGCAACCAGAGCAGAUUGACUCCUUCAGAGGUUGAGAGUGAUGACGAUGAUGAGGAGGAAGAUGAUGUUGAGGAACCCCAGGACGAUGCAGACAUGGGAAAAUCUGUUGAGGCUUCAAGUUCUGGCUCUUCUCGAAGGUCUCAAAAGGCAAGGAGGUCGUGAGAUUCUGCUGUUGACUCAGGAUAUACUUCAGUAACAGGAUCUCAGCAUUACUUUAGCUUUCUAGACAGCCCUCUAGCAAGAGAUUCUUCUCAUUUGAAUUUCAUGACAGUAGAGUCUUAGUGGUUAUGGGUCCAAUUUUGCAGUACAGAAGGCUCAUAAUCCAUGAGGCUCAGAUCAUUAGGUAGGGUGUUUUUUGGGAGCUAAAAUCACCCCUAACAAUUACAUUGGAAGGAUUAUGAGGCUCAGAUCAUUAGUUAGGAUGUUUUUCGGGAGCUAAAUCACCCCCUAACAAUUACAUUGGAGGUAAGCGCCGGCAAGUGUUAAGGUGGAGAGUCAUUUUUUCACUGUACAGGUGACCAAGAAACAAGACUGGUGGAUGAGAGAAAGCUCAUACUUGCUGUUAUACUCUUUCUUGAGCAAUUUUGUCAAAGUGUUGUUAGUUGGAUUCUGUUUAUUGCAAUUGAAAACAACCUGGACAAUUUCUAUUAAUUUUCUUCUUGGACA